Messenger RNA from Sebastes umbrosus (honeycomb rockfish), 1428 nucleotides. It is a transcript of the gene slc25a21, whose product is annotated as solute carrier family 25 member 21. The transcript has 11 exons. The coding region runs from base 268 to 1167 and encodes 299 amino acids. NCBI's taxonomy places the organism in Eukaryota, Metazoa, Chordata, Actinopteri, Perciformes, Sebastidae. The record is from RefSeq and is a predicted model, not a curated record.
ACACAUGGCAGUGAGGCGAUGGGAGGGUGAAUGUGAAGCUGCAGUUUUCUCUCUGUGUCUGUGUGUGUGUGCUAGUAAUUGAUUCCAUAUUAGCCUUAGCCUGCCUGUGAGCCCUCGGAGACAUAUCGGUGCUGCAACCAGCAGCAAGACAGACAGACUGACUGACUGACUGACUGACUGAGUUCAGUAACCUCACCGGAGCCUUCGGGACCAGAGAACCGAGCCACCGAGCAGCAGGAACAGGACCGGACGGGAAACAUUCAAACAAUGACAACUAAGAAGCCGCAGAGCAUGCUCCGGGAAGCUUCUCAUCAGAUUAUAGGCGGCGGAUCCGCUGGUCUGGUAGAGAUCUGCUUGAUGCAUCCACUCGACGUAGUGAAGACAAGGUUCCAGAUCCAAAGGGGAACCAGUGACCCCAACAGCUACAAGAGCCUGGGUGACUGCUUCCGGACCAUCUUCCGCAGAGAGGGUGUCCUUGGCUUCUACAAAGGCAUCCUGCCUCCGAUUGUGGCGGAGACACCGAAGAGAGCGGUCAAGUUUUUCACCUUUGAGCAAUACAAGAAGUUGCUAACUUUGACCCCUUUGUCUCCUGGAGUGGCACUGUCUGUAGCGGGGCUCGGCGCAGGCUUGACUGAGGCUGUUGUCGUCAAUCCGUUCGAAGUGGUGAAAGUCAGUCUCCAGGCCAACAGAGACUCCUUCACAGAGCAACCCUCUUCAUUCGCUCAAGCAAGGCGCAUAAUUAAGUCAGACGGGUUCGGACUGAGGGGCCUGAAUAAAGGACUGACAUCGACACUGGGACGCCAUGGAGUUUUCAACAUGAUCUACUUUGGCUUCUACUUCAACGUCAAGGAUGCUAUUCCCACCAACCCGGACCCUACCCUGGAGUUCCUGAGGAAGUUUGCCAUCGGCCUGGUGUCUGGGACCAUCUCCUCCUGCGUGAACAUUCCCUUCGACGUAGCCAAGAGCCGCAUCCAAGGCCCCCAGCCCGUACCCGGAGAGAUCAAGUACCGCACCUGCUUCCAGUCCAUGGCACUGGUGUACCGAGAGGAGGGGUACUUGGCACUAUACAAGGGACUGGUGCCCAAGAUAAUGAGGCUUGGACCAGGUGGAGCAGUGAUGCUGCUGGUCUAUGAAUAUGUGUUUGGAUGGCUACAGAAGAACUGGUAACAAAACAAAAACAAAAAAACAGAAAGGAAACCGAAGAGAGUGCCUUAUGGAUAGUACCUCAUUACCAAUAUUGUUACUGACUCCAGUAACGUCAGACCAAAUUAGUUUUUUGUUUGUUCGUAUUUUUUUUACCUUGAAUACACAAUAAUGCUCUUCAAAAUACCAAAUCAGCAUUACAGUUUGUCUUAAUGCAGCCUUCUAAGCAAAAACUACAUCUUCAUCUAAGUUUCUCAGGAAUUAAAAACAAUAUUUGAACAUUGA